GAAAUGGCCCCCAAGGCAUAUUGUUUCUGUAAAUAACGAAGGCUAGUAACGAAGGAGGUGGCACAGGGCGAUAGUGAGGAAAAAACUCUACCACCGAAAAAGACUACAGCUCCCAUAGUCCAUUGCCACGGCUUCCCAGGGGCCUUUGCUGCCUCAAACUCAUCCAAGAGAAACAACAGCAUUGCCACUUGGCAAACUAUAAGUGGAAGUCGGAGUGCUGUGCUGGCAUCUGGAUUUGAGUUUACUCAGGCUGAGGAUGAUGGAAUAGUUUUUGGUGCAUGAGGUACUGCGGCCAUUGCAGAGAUUCAUGUAAGCGGCUCGGGGGCUCCUUCAACCAUGGCGGAUUUGGAAGUCCACGUUUUGUGCCUGGAAACAUAUGGUUCCCGCAAUGCUCAGCGCUACCAUGCCUUACCUGAUGGGAGGCUGAGCUGUAUCCCGGAUAGACCAGAAGAUACAGGAUACCAGUCGCUGCGGGAUAUCUUCAUGUCAGUUUUCCUCCCGCAAGGCUACCCUGAAAGUGUGAGUCCAGACUACCUUGCCUACCAGAUCUGGGACACAGUGCAGGCCUUUGCCAGUAGCAUCACGGGGACACUGGCCACGCGGGCGGUGCUGAAAGGCGUGGGAGUCGGGGAUGAGAGUUCGACUGUCACAGCCGCUACCGUCACUUGGAUCCUAAAAGAUGGGACAGGAAUGCUGGGCCGAAUUCUCUUUGCCUGGAGCAAGGGGAGCAAACUGGACUGUGAUGCCAAGCGCUGGAGGCUGUUUGCUGAUAUACUCAAUGAUGUGGCCAUCUUAAUGGAGAUCUUAGCCCCAGCCUUCCCGGCAUGCUUUACCUUCAUUGUGUGCCUCAGUGGCUUCUUCAAGUGCAUUGUGGGAGUUGCUGGGGGUGCCACCCGGGCUGCCCUUACUAUGCAUCAGGCCCGACGGGACAACAUGGCCGAUGUUUCAGCCAAAGAUGGAAGCCAGGAAACAUUGGUGAACUUAGCUGGAUUACUUUGCAGUCUUCUCCUCAUCCCACUGGUGGCUGAUAAUCUCUGCCUCACCUACUUCCUCUAUGGUCUCUUCACCAUCUUGCAUCUCUACGCUAAUUACCAAGCCGUGCGGGCUGUCUGUAUGGAGACCCUCAAUCGUGCCCGGCUCGGUCUAGUCUUGCGCCAUUUCUUGCAAUAUGGGAUAGUGCCAAGUCCUGCUGCUACCAAUCCUCAAGAACCUCUGCUGCCAGGCUUCCAUAAGCAGCUCAGAGUGACCCUUGGAGUUCCACUUCACACAGUGGCAUCCAGGGUCACUGAUUUGCAAAGUGCUCUUGAAGGAAACUCUACAAAUCACUUAAUUUUCUUUAGCCAAGAUGCAGGUGCUGUCUCCAUUCUCCUGCACCGACAGGCAGGAAGUGUGGAUGUGAUUAAAGCAUGCACCCAUGCUCUCAUCUUCGAAGCCCUGCUGUACUGGGAUGUGACCUCGUGCAUCUUGGAGAAAGAGUCUCUCUUGAAACUACAGCAUCAGCUACACAAAGAAGUGAGCAACCAGGAUUCUGCUGUGGUUUCUGAAACGCAUCAGCUAUUGGAGAGGAUAUUUCCCAAAUUGCUCACAGGAUUGACGGCAGCAGGAUGGGUCAUCGAUCGCAAUCUUCUAGGUCCUGAGGAAUGGCGUGUGGAUUGGACCAUUGCUAGGAAGAAAACAUUCUGAUGCAGGGAGACAUUUAAGGUUAAUUUGAUCCCCAGGAUGUGAUAUGUGUCUUUUGGUUGUCAUGGUGAUGCCAGUACCUAAGAGCAGCUGGGCCUGCUUUGGCAAGACUAGAGGAGGUAGAAAAAAAAUAGAGGAGAGGGGCUGGCGGGGUAUCUCAAUAUUUCCCAGAGUUGGGGCACCGUGUGGUCUUUGAUUACAACUUCCAAAAGUCCAGACCAUUGGCAGGUUAGGACUUCUGAAAACUGAAAUCCAAGCUUGUUUGGGACCAUCGUUUUGGGGAAAAAAUGGUCCUUUCUCCCAAAAUACCUGAUUUUGGAGGGGGAGUGGCAAAAAUAAACAUUUUAUAUACAUUUGACAAGAAGCAUUCAAACAUUUUGAGGGAAGUGUAAUAUUAUAUAAACAUUAAAUAUCACUAUUAUUAUUGUGUGGGUGGCUUUCAUGUGUAUUUUUCUAAGCCUCUGUUGGUCACAUUGCUCCUUUUCCCCUGACCUUCCACCUGACCUGAGGAUGUUCUCCAAUGUAUAAUGGGAUAUAAAUUAUUAUGGGAAUUCUUCCUCCCAUGUCUUAGUUUAUGUUGGGUUUAUUUCCCACAGUCAGGGCCUGUAUCUAUAUACACACUCAAAACAGAAUGACUGCUUUCCCCAUCCCACGUCUCUGGUCUAGAUCACACAAAAGCAAUGUCUGCUUUUCCAGCUGUGUUUGUUUUCUAGUAUCUUGUUUUUGUUUUCUAAUCUCCAGGAAUUGAAUGCCUGGAGGAUGGGGUACAUCAGAAAGGUCUCAGACUAGGCUGUUUUGAAUAAUAAAUGGAUUAACUCUUAUGUCUGAGUUCAAGAAUGGUGUGAAGGACAGGAGGCUAGUGAGCCGCCCUCAGCCAAAGAUGUACAGGAGGAACCGUGUGGAUGCGUAGAGGGCGUACUCGUAAAAAUAGAAGAGGAAGAAGUGAAGGAGGGAAAGGCAGUGGAGGUGUGCUUGGCGGAAGAGAAAGAAGGGGACAAAGGGGAGGAGCAAGAUCUGAUAGUGUGGGAAGAGGUUAUAGAAGAGGGGGGUGACACGUGGUAAUUCAGAGUGGAAACGGACAAGAUAGAGAAAGGUACAAAAGACAGCGCGGUACAGACAGAAGGGAGUGAUGAGGCGUCCAGUAAGGUCUGUGCCUUAAGAGAUUUUCCCAAUCUAAAGACAGGAGGGGGAUUGCUCCCUGAUCCAGGCUUACCUAGAGGUGAAGGAAAGGGGGUGAAACCACUAGAAUGGACAGUUGUGGUUUACCCCCGCAAUCAAGGUGGAGGGAGGAAAGUGAUCCGUCCCAGUCCCUCUUACAACAGUCUGCCGCCAGAAGGGGACUGGGUGAGACAUCCUUGUUGUGGGACGGUGUGUGCAGUGAGGAGAAACCCCUUGAGAGAGGGAUAAGGCUUUGGUCCAGCUCCUAUCUAAGAAGUGACAUUUUGACCCCAGAGGCAAAGAUUGUGAGUUACAAGACGAUCCCGGAAUUAAGCUGUUUCAAUCCAUUUAAUCUUGUUAGUUCGGAAGUUGAUGUUAAUAAAGUUGAAGCAGUUGGUCAUUCAAA
This is a messenger RNA of Pogona vitticeps (central bearded dragon), 3244 nucleotides long. NCBI's taxonomy places the organism in Eukaryota, Metazoa, Chordata, Lepidosauria, Squamata, Agamidae. The record is from RefSeq and is a predicted model, not a curated record.